UCAUCUCCUUUGUGAGUUUUAUUUCUCGUUUUAUAUUGAUAAUGUGUAUAUUUCUGUGAUAGUAGAUAAUGUCAGUAUUGAGUUUGCUUCCAGAAGAUAAACGGAAAGAUCUAAGCGCCAGAAAGGAGUCAGUGGCGAGUGUGUACAGUAGCAACUCGCGGCUGAACCUGCUCAGCAAGCGCAAGCGCAUGGUGCCGGCGGGCGCAGCGGGCAUGGCGGGUGGCGUCACAGGCGACCGCUACGUGACGCAGCGCGUGCUCUCCGCCAAGACGCACCGCGUCAAGCAGCUGCAGAACCAACUGGCAGACGCACAUUAUCACCUACAGGAGCUCAGUAAUGAGAAUAGAGUUUUGAGAGCUAUGCAGAAAAAGCAAGAAAUAGCACUGCAAAGAUAUGAGAACUCUAACGCCGAGUUGCCUCAAGUGCUGAACUCGCACACGGAGGAGAUGCGCGUGCAGCAGACUCGCUACAAGCAGCUGCGCGCGCAGCACAAGGAGACCGUCGCACGGCUCAAGGAGCGUGAUGCCCAGUUGCAGCAGCUGCGUGAUGAGCACCAGCAUCUACUGGACCUCACUAAAGACAAGAACUUGUUGGAGCGCGAGAAGCUGCAGGCGCAAGUAAACGAGCUGUCUCUGAAGGUGCAGCAGCAAGGCGAGACCAUCAGCCUGCUGCAGCGGCGGCUGGCGCUUGAGGCCAAGAACUUCCGGCACCAGCUGCAGGCCGAGGUUAACAAGCAUAAGGACACGCGCCACGACCUGGACAUUGCCAUCAGCAACGCUGACAAGUUGUCCACCAUCAUUGAGAUGAAGGAGAAGAUGCUCAGUACAGCAGCAAGCCGCGGCGUGAAGUCUCCAGUGAAAAGCAGCUCCUCUAUGACUCUGACGCGCCCUCAGAGCAAGACCAGUAAGGUCGGCCAGGAAGUGAGCAUAUAUAGACCAAACGACGAACGCCAUAAUGUUGAUCAAAGUGCCCUUGGGAAACUGUGCGAAAAUUCACGAUCCGUUAGCAGCGCAUUAUCCCAUGAAGAUGAAACAAGUUCAUCGACUGAAUCGAGAACACGAUAUAUCCAAAGCCGUAGUAGUAAUUCCACUGGUCCCAAGUCAACACCAAACCCUACUAGAAAAAAUUCAAAAGGUUCCGACGACAUUAUUGAAAUUUCUAAGACCAUUCAAGAUGGAAUGGCCGACUUAGCUAUCUCUGACGAUGACACACUUAGAAAUUGCUCACCGGAAGAAAUGCAACAUAAAAUGGAGAUCCUUAAAGCGGAUCUCUUGAAAAAAAUCAAAAAUAAUGAGGACCCAAUAUCGAGAAGAAACAGCGCCUUGAGAAGGAAAUCCACCGAGGAAUCUAUUGAAGAACAAAUUGAAAUCGACGAAGAACGACCUAGAUCUAGAGGUCGGAGAAAUUCUAAUGUGUCAUUUUAUGAAAACGUUACGAUAGAAGAAUCUAAUACUAGCAUAGUGGUGCACGAUUUUGCAUCCGGAGACGCCAGCAAAAAGUCUAAACGCGAAACUAGUGGAAAGGAUAAAAAACCACUAGCCAAACCAAUAGAAACUUACUGCAAAGAUAUUAUGCAAGACUUGGAGAAAAGUAGCAAAGUCAUCGAUAGUCAUAUUAAACAAUUUAACAGUACAAAACUAGAGAGCGAUAAGUUGGUUGAACAGUUGUUUGCUGUUGACAAAAUAAACGAUUUGGUUAAUUCUGAUAGAGAUAUACCCGAAGAGACACUAUCUGAACUGAAUAAUAACUUUAAAUUACUAACAGACCAAGUUUUGUCAGAAGGUGCUCCAGUCGCCCGAAAACGAUCCUUGGGGGGUCGCAGAAACGCGCGAUUAGAAUCAAAAACCAAUCUACUUGGAGACUCUAAUAUGUCCAAUCAAGAACUAUUAGAUGACUUGCUAGGAAAGAAAUGACAAAUACUUCGUGCUUAAUGCAUGAUUUUAAUUAGUGAUUC
Molecule: messenger RNA, 1954 nt
Organism: Papilio machaon (common yellow swallowtail)
Lineage: Eukaryota; Metazoa; Arthropoda; Insecta; Lepidoptera; Papilionidae
Product: lebercilin
Exons: 7
Coding region: 69-1913 (614 amino acids)
Biological process (GO): intraciliary transport
Cellular component (GO): axoneme
Source: RefSeq, a predicted model, not a curated record